Megalops cyprinoides (Indo-Pacific tarpon) is the source of this 3348-nucleotide messenger RNA. It is a transcript of the gene ret, whose product is annotated as ret proto-oncogene receptor tyrosine kinase. Gene Ontology annotation, molecular function: ATP binding; calcium ion binding; transmembrane receptor protein tyrosine kinase activity. NCBI's taxonomy places the organism in Eukaryota, Metazoa, Chordata, Actinopteri, Elopiformes, Megalopidae. Gene Ontology annotation, cellular component: membrane; signaling receptor complex; axon. The record is from RefSeq and is a predicted model, not a curated record. The coding region runs from base 4 to 3348 and encodes 1114 amino acids. Gene Ontology annotation, biological process: multicellular organism development; cell surface receptor protein tyrosine kinase signaling pathway; protein phosphorylation. The transcript is spliced from 20 exons.
AGUAUGAGGGCAACGUAUGGUUUAUUUUUGAGAGGCAUCACUUUGGUCGUUUUGCUGUUCAGUGAAGGCUCGUUGGCAUUGUAUUUCCCCCAGAAUGAGUACAUUGAGAGCGUGUAUGUUGGGCAGGAAGCUGGCACGCCUGUGAUCCAGCUCCAUGGAAUGCUGGACAGCCCCUCAGAGAGGCCCUACUUCUACCUGUGCUGGAACAACGUCGUGAAAAUGCCAGCCCAUGCUCUGUGGUUCCAGCUGGAUGAAGACACUGGAGUUCUCUCCUUGAAUAAAACACUGGACUGGGAGGACUUUGCCUCCCUGUCAAGGAGUGUGGCAGGGCCCGUGAAGAAGCUAAUUCUGAGGGUGAUGGCCACGCUUAAGCCGGUGCAUCAGAGGUACUGUCACCAGCAAGCCUGCGUGACGGUCAACCUCAACUUCAUCAACGCCACAGCUCCGCUCUGCGCCCACACAAAGCUGGAAAGGCUGUGUUUCGCCGUCAGGGACCCCAGCCCCCACAUCAAGGAGAACAGGCUGCCUGGAGCCUUCCGGCAGCUCCGCCGCCUCACUCUCCAGGACACCUGCCCCAAUUUCACCAUCUCCUACAGCCUGGAAGGAGAUCUUUCAGUCCCAUUUGCCAUAAAUGAGAACACCUCAGAGGUGCUGGUGACCAGGCCAGUGGACCGUGAGGAGCGCGAGAUGUACAGUUUGGACAUUAUUUGCACUGUCAGGACAGAGGCCCGGCUGCACAAAUUCUUCGGCGUGCUGCUGGUGAAUAUCUAUGAUGAGGACGACAACCCUCCGUACAUCAACGGCUCCAACACAGAGGAGGUGGUGCUGGAGUUCAAUCGGAAAAAGGGUUCUGUAUUUGGCAGUUUGUUGGUGUGUGACAGGGACACCACACCGAUAUACCCCAAAGACCAGAGUCAGAACAAAUUUGUGGGGCAAAUGGUGACACGCGAUGCUUGGGUAAAAGAAACAUUUUCCAUCGAGCACAGUUUCAGAGAAGAGAAAGUGAUCUUCGGCAAUGUGCGAGGGACUGUUCAUGAGUACAAGCUGGUUCUGAAUAAGGACAUUCCAGUGACAGAGAAGCGUUCUUUCCAGCUGGAUUACCUUGUCAAUGACACCACUUUUGUUGGACCAGAGGGGACAGUGAUGCUCCAUUUCAACGUCACCAUCCUGCCCGUUCAGAUCGCUUUCACCAAUAUCACCUACCGGUUCAUGCUGUCCCGCAAAGCUGCCUCUUAUUCACAGAUUGGCCAGGUUUGCGUGGAUGACUGUCUACAGUUCCAGGGUAUCAAUGUUGCGUAUAGACUGGCGAUGGCAGAUAGGAACCUCUCGGCAUCUGCGAAAACAUGCUACACGGCUGCGGGUAUUGCGCAGAGUGACGUGGAGGCCUCUGGGAUCCUCUAUGUCAAUCACACGGAAGCGUUCCGGAAGGCAGAGUGCCAGGAGCUGCUGUACAUUGUCACGGCUCAGGAACAGCAGAAGCAGCUGCAGGCCAGGACUCAGCUCCUCAUCCUGUUCGACUCUGAGCCUGAUAAAGAUGACCUGGAGACAGACUGCCCACAGUACUGUGCAGAGAGGAAGGAACGGAGGGAAUGUGAGUCCUGCUCUGGCCUGGGCGCACCAACUGGGAGAUGUCAGUGGAGACAAGGCGCCGGAGACAAAGGAAUAUCGAGAAACUACUCCACCUGCUCUCCUGACCUCAGAACAUGUCCAGAUGGAUACUGUGAUGUCAUUGAAAGGAAAAACAAAGGGAUAUGUCCUCAGGACUGCACAACUGAACCCAUCACUGGUGGCCAUGAGCGAGGCGUAUAUGGGAUCAGAGCUGGCUAUGGAACCUGCUACUGCUACACUGAUAACUGCUUCUGUGAAAAGAAUGACAUUGAAGAGCCUAUAUGUGACGACAUGUGCAAGACCAUCAUCGCCACUGCUGUCCUGCUGUCCUUCAUCGUGUCUGUCCUGCUCUCCUCCUACUUCAUUCAUCGUUACCACAAGAACUCUCCCAAGCCCCCCAUCGCCUCAGCCGAAAUGACCUUCCGCCGCCCCGCACAGUCCUACCCCAUCAGCUACUCUGCCAACAACGUGCGCCGGCCCUCACUGGACUCCAUGGAGAAUCAAGUGGCCAUUGACACCUUCAAAAUACCUGAGGAUCCAAAGUGGGAGUUUCCGAGAAAGAAUCUGGUCCUUGGUAAAACCCUGGGUGAAGGGGAGUUUGGGAAGGUUGUCAAGGCGACAGCAUUCCGACUGAAAGGAAAGGCCGGGUAUACCACGGUUGCUGUAAAAAUGCUUAAAGAAAACGCUUCACACAGUGAACUUCGGGACCUGCUGUCCGAAUUCACCUUGCUGAAGCAAGUCAACCACCCACACGUCAUUAAAAUGUAUGGGGCCUGCAGUCAAGAUGGCCCCUUGUACCUGAUUGUGGAGUAUGCAAAGUAUGGGUCACUGCGCAACUUCCUGCGAGAGAGUCGGAAAGUGGGCCCCAGCUAUGUGGGCAGCGACGCUAAUCGCAACUCCAGCUACCUGGAGAAUCCAGACGAGAGGGUGCUGACCAUGGGGGACCUCAUCUCUUUCGCCUGGCAGAUCUCCAGGGGUAUGCAGUACCUGGCUGAAAUGAAGCUUGUCCAUCGUGACCUGGCAGCGAGGAACGUAUUGGUUGCAGAGGGAAGGAAGAUGAAGAUCUCUGAUUUUGGACUGUCUCGGGAUGUCUAUGAAGAAGACUCCUAUGUGAAGAGAAGCAAGGGUCGUAUUCCGGUGAAAUGGAUGGCAAUAGAGUCUUUGUUUGACCACAUUUACACAACACAAAGCGAUGUCUGGUCAUUCGGCGUGCUGCUGUGGGAGAUUGUGACCCUUGGGGGGAACCCAUACCCUGGCAUUGCCCCGGAGCGCCUCUUCAACUUACUCAAGACUGGCUACAGGAUGGAGCGGCCCGAAAACUGCACAGAGGAAAUGUACAAUCUGAUGCUUCGCUGCUGGAAACAGGAGCCAGACAAACGGCCGACGUUCUCCGAGAUCAGCAAGGAGCUGGAGAAGAUGAUGGUGAAAAGCCGAGACUACUUGGACCUGGCGGCCUCCACGCCAGCCGACUCUCUGCUGUACGACGAUGCCCUCUCAGAAGAGGACACGCCCCUUGUGGACUGUAAUAAUGCUCCCCUCCCUCGCACUCUUCCCUCCACUUGGAUUGAGAACAAGCUCUAUGGCAUGUCUUACCCGAACUGGCCUGAGAAGAGCCCGGUACUACUCACCAGACUGGAUGGCACUAACCCAGUCUUUACAAGAUAUGCCAAUGAUAGUGUUUAUGCAAACUGGAUGGUCCCGCCUUCUACGGCAAAAUUUAUGGACAAGUUUGAUAGUUAA